Vicia villosa (hairy vetch) is the source of this 1188-nucleotide messenger RNA. RefSeq names its product arabinogalactan O-methyltransferase 1-like. The record is from RefSeq and is a predicted model, not a curated record. The transcript has a single exon. Gene Ontology annotation, biological process: xylan biosynthetic process. Bases 145 to 1023 code for a protein of 292 amino acids. NCBI's taxonomy places the organism in Eukaryota, Viridiplantae, Streptophyta, Magnoliopsida, Fabales, Fabaceae.
AAUAUUCAUUAUUUUAACACCACUCCCCAACAACAACCUUAUUUUAAUUCUCACAACGUUAUCAACACCACUUUCAUCCCCAUUUCCAUUUUCAUCAUCCACAGUUUCAUUCUUUCACUCUUAUAUAACCCAAUCUCUCCAACAAUGCAGGUCAACGAAAAAAUGAGGAACCGUUAUCCUCUUAUCGGUGAAAAACGUUGGUCGGUAGUUUUAUUGGUCAUUCUAGGAAUAAUCGGAGCAUUGGUUUUCGCAACAACCUUACUCCAAACCUCCAACAACACCUUGCUAUGUUCCCUCACCCGAACCACAACCCAACAAUCCAACCCUACACCGAUCCAGCUUCGUGCCAUUCUCCACUACGCAACCUCCCACGUUGUCCCCCAACAAUCCCUCGCCGAGAUCAGCAUAACGUUAAACGUCAUCAAAUCUUUAAACCGUCCCUUCAACUUCCUCGUCUUUGGCCUCGGCCACGAUUCCCUCAUGUGGGCCGGGUUCAACCCAAAGGGAACCACGCUUUUCCUCGAGGAAGAUCCGAAAUGGGUUCAAACCGUUCUCAAAGACGCGCCGGAGCUUAGAGCCGUGACGGUUCCCUACCGUACGCAGCUUCAAGAAGCCGAUGAGCUUCUCAAAUCGUACCGAUCUGAGCCGGCUUGUUCUCCGGCGAAAGCCACGCUGAAAGGCAACGAGAAAUGUAAGCUAGCGCUUCAUAAUCUUCCUGACGAGGUUUACGAUACUGACUGGGAUUUGAUCAUGAUCGACGCGCCGAGAGGAUACUUCGCGGAGGCGCCGGGGCGUAUGGCGGCGAUAUUUUCGAUGAACGUCAUGGCGAGAAACAGAAAAGGCUCCGAUGGGACACACGUGUUCUUGCACGAUGUGGAUCGGAAGGUUGAGAAGGAAUACGCUGAAGAGUUUCUGUGUAAGAAAAACAAAGUGGACGGUGUGGGAAGACUCUGGCACUUCAAAAUUCCUGCAAGUGGAAACAAUGACACUCGUCGUGAUUCUACUGAUUCGAGUUUCUGUUAAGGAUUUUUCAAUGCCACUACUUGCGGAGUGGUUUUUGUUUUUAUUAUAUCUAUUUUGUUUGAUAUUUCUUGACCAUAGAGUUUGGAUCUGGAACAAGUGGCGGUGAUAGAAACACCAUUGUAGUGAUAUUCUAGUGAAUAGCUACUACUACGAUUUUACUUUACA